Castor canadensis (American beaver) is the source of this 1139-nucleotide messenger RNA. Lineage: Eukaryota; Metazoa; Chordata; Mammalia; Rodentia; Castoridae. The record is from RefSeq and is a predicted model, not a curated record.
CGCGGGACAAUAAGCCAGGAUCUUUGAUACCUGUUGAGUAACUAUGGAAGACUAUACCAAAAUAGAGAAAAUUGGAGAAGGUACUUACGGAGUUGUGUAUAAGGGUAGACACAAAACUACAGGUCAAGUGGUAGCCAUGAAGAAAAUCAGACUAGAAAGUGAAGAGGAAGGGGUUCCUAGUACUGCAAUUCGGGAAAUUUCUCUAUUAAAAGAACUUCGUCAUCCAAAUAUAGUCAGUCUUCAAGAUGUGCUUAUGCAGGAUUCCAGGCUAUAUCUCAUUUUUUAAUUCCUUUCCAUGGAUCUCAAGAAAUACUUGGAUUCUAUCCCUCCUGGUCAGUUCAUGGAUUCUUCACUUGUUAAGAGUUAUUUAUACCAGAUCCUUCAGGGGAUUGUGUUUUGUCACUCUAGAAGAGUUCUUCACAGGGACUUAAAACCUCAAAAUCUAUUGAUUGAUGACAAAGGAACAAUCAAACUGGCUGAUUUCGGCCUUGCCAGAGCUUUUGGAAUACCUAUUAGAGUAUAUACCCAUGAGGUAGUAACACUCUGGUAUAGAUCUCCAGAAGUAUUGCUGGGGUCGGCUCGUUAUUCCACUCCAGUUGACAUUUGGAGUAUAGGCACCAUAUUUGCAGAACUGGCAACUAAGAAACCACUUUUCCAUGGUGAUUCAGAAAUUGAUCAACUCUUCAGAAUUUUCAGAGCUUUGGGCACUCCUAAUAAUGAAGUGUGGCCAGAUGUGGAAUCUCUACAGGACUAUAAGAAUACAUUUCCCAAGUGGAAACCAGGAAGUCUAGCAUCCCAUGUCAAAAACUUGGAUGAAAAUGGCUUGGAUUUGCUCUCAAAAAUGUUGAUAUAUGAUCCUGCCAAACGAAUUUCUGGCAAAAUGGCACUGAGUCAUCCAUAUUUUGAUGAUUUGGACAAUCAGAUUAAGAAGAUGUAGAGCUUUCGGAUAAAGUUUCCACAUGUUAUAUCAAGGAUUUAUACUUGUAUUUUACUGUUGGCUCUGUUUUUGUCUUGUAUGUGUUUCUUUCUAUGUUGUAAAACUUAAGCUGUACUUCACCUUCUGAUAUCAAAAGUAUAACUUAAAUUGUAAAUAUUGUUCUAUAUGAAUUUAAAUAUAAUCUGUAUAUGUGUAGAUCUCA